CUCAGUCCAGUCUCCACGUGCUGCUCGGUCAGUUCAGUAGUUCAGUCAAAGUAGAUUCCUCGCCAUUUUUUUUACCAUUUCACAUUUUUUUUAGUUCAUUUCAAUUGUCUGCACUUAUCAUUGCGGGGGAGCUGUGUGGAAAUUGACGUGAUUUAAAGAUAAAAGCAAUCAUGAUGGCUAGUUGUAUCGAUUCAUGGGAGGAGGAUUCACCUAGAAGCGACGGGGAACAUUCUUCAACAUCGCCGGAACCUACGAGUAACGUCGCCGUGGACGACUUCACUGGUGGAGAGAAGGAUUAUCGCUGUAUGUACGUAAGAGCUAUUACAGAGGAGGACUUACAAAAUUUGUCCAAGUCGUUGGUGGUACUAAGUGACGACGAUGAAGUUAGCGAGUAUGAAGAAGUUAAUGUAGAAGAACAAGGAGGAGAACGACCGCUUUUGUAUAAAGUAGUAACUUAUGAGAUGGCUUGCAAAUUGGCACAACAACUUGUAGUGCUAAACCAAUCUUCAGAAAUAUCGGAACUUAAUAUUCCAAGUACAAGUAGGUUGAUAAGUCAUCCGAGUACUGGAACUGAAGGAUCUCGCUCCUGUUGUGCAUCAACCAUUAGUAUUUCGGACAGUGAGGGUGAGUCGAUUCAACCCAUUUUUGUUGGAUCACAUGAACAGGUGGAAACUCCAAACCUCUCUUCCAAAAACAAUGCAACGAAAGGCAUGGAAGUGCAGAAAAAUGAAGGCGCUGGCAAAAGUGCAUCAUCGAAAUCCAAACAGUCGUCUACGACUACACCUGGUCUCUCGGCGGGUGGCGCCCUUGUAAAGGAAUCGAAAAAGAAAACUCAACUCGAACGUAAGAUUAAAAGUUCGCCUCAUGAAUCUGAAGAAUCCACAGCACCGUCAAAACGGCGUCGGCGUCGUCCUCGCCGUUUUUGCACCACCUCCAGUUCAGCAGGAGAAGAAGAGCAGCAUGAUUCAGAUUCCAGCUGGUCUAAAUCUCCCACCAGGAAGAAACGACCAACUUUACCAAAAGUUCGCGUCGAGAAUUCGCGUCGACGAACUGCUUCGGCAAGAGGAAAGUCUUCUACAAAUAAAAGAGUUUCUCGAACCACUAAAAAAGCGACUUCAGAGGAAAUAGAGGCGAAUGAUGCAGUCCCAGAAUGUCAAACCGUCGUAGCUAUGAUGGACACUCAGCGACACACACGUUGCGGCAUCAAGACCGGUAUUUCUUGCGAACAACUAAGUUCAAGUAAAUAUCCCUGCCGACGAUGCAAUCGAGAAUACUAUUGUUCUGUUGAGCAUCAACUAGCCGAUGCUAGCCGUCACAAGCCGUUUUGUAAAAUUGAUGCACAACUGGAAGUUAUACCUUUCAACGAAGAAUAUUCCUAUUGGCUCGAGCACAGUGCCCCUUUACUUUAUGAGAGAUGUCUCAACUUCGUUCUUGUAUGGCCGUCGUUGACGGUGGAAUGGCUUACAGAAACAGUCAAUAUUGGGCCCGAACCCCAACUUUUGCUAGGGACCCACACUGGGGACAGCGAGCCCAAUCAUUUGCUUAUCUGUGGGGUUAAUUUGAAAAAAAAUGAUGCACAUGAAGGCGAACUUCAUGUAUUGAAAAGAAUCACUCAUAAAGGCCAAAUUUAUCGAGCCAGACACAUGCCCCAAGAUAGCAGCAUUAUUGCGACAAAAUCGCCAUCCAAAGAUGUCCAUGUCUUCUUUACGCAUGAUUUUCCGGAGGUGGCUGAAAAUGACGGAUUUCGUACGUCUCUAGUGUUGCGGGGGCACAGUCAAGGUGGAUUUGGAUUAGCCUGGAACAUUAAAGAGCGGGGAAUAUUGGCUUCGGGCUCCAAUGAUGGAGUGAUUUGCUUAUGGGAUAUUUGUGCCAACCCGGACACAACUCCCGAGCCCACCAUUUAUCUUUCUUCUCCAAGAACUGUAAAAGCAUCAGUCAAAUAUACUGAACAUACUUCGGUGGUGGAGGAUGUUGCUUGGAAUUUCUUUCAGCCACAUGUGUUGGCAUCUUGUGGUGAUGACAAGAAACUAAUUUUUUGGGAUAUUCGCACUACGACGUCUGCCCAGACUAAGGAAAAUGCUCAUGAUGGAGAUAUCAAUUCAGUUUCAUUGUCUCCCUUUAUAGAGUCCUUGGUUUUGACGGGUGGUUCAGACAAGUUGGUAAAGAUUUGGGAUACUCGCGUAUUAAAUGACCCCGUCUAUACAAUUCAGCCAUUCAAAGAUGCUGUGAUGAAUGUACAAUUUUCUUUGUAUGAUAAUACCUUUGCAUCCGCUGGAGACGAUGGGAAAGUCUAUAUCAUGAGUACCACUAGUUGUUCAUCUACCAGUUCUUCAAACGAGAGUGACGAUGGCAGUAUCCCCAAAGAAUUUGAAUUUAUACAUAGCGGGCAUGUCUCCCCAAUACAUGAGUUCUCGUGGAGUUCUGGAGGAAUGAUAGCAUCUGUGUCAAACGACAAUAUUCUUCAGAUAUGGGAACCCGCACGAAAAGCUGAUGAAGAUGAAGACGAAUUGUUCGUGCCACGUGAAGACAAAUAAUACACUGACCAAUCAUUCCAUUAAAAAUCAACUAUAGAAUUUAUUUGUUAACAUAACAUGUCAAACGUUUGGGUUUUGUUUUUGAAUUUCCAAUACAAGUUGUUAAUGUUCUUAAAUUGACUAUUCAUUCAUUGGUCAAUUUUUGCUUAGUUUUUAUCCCUAUAUAUACUCAUUGGUUGUACUAUUUUUAGUUGUGUGUUAUAAUUUUAAAAUUACCUACAGCAAUAAAGAAUUUUAAACGUAAC
Messenger RNA from Folsomia candida, 2779 nucleotides. RefSeq lists its product as uncharacterized. The record is from RefSeq and is a predicted model, not a curated record. Gene Ontology annotation, molecular function: histone binding. Gene Ontology annotation, biological process: regulation of gene expression. The transcript has 10 exons. The coding region runs from base 171 to 2534 and encodes 787 amino acids. Gene Ontology annotation, cellular component: nucleus. NCBI's taxonomy places the organism in Eukaryota, Metazoa, Arthropoda, Collembola, Entomobryomorpha, Isotomidae.